AGGUCACGCUGCUGCGCACUGGGGACAGUGCAGAGUCCCCGAUCCUGCUCAGUAGUGCUCUGAAAUUUACAGGCAUGAUGUUUUGGGGUCUUCUUUCCCUCCUCCUCUUUGCUGUGGCCAGCGGGACGCCCAUUGGUGACCAGGAUGAGGACAUCCAAGUGCAGGAGAAUUUUGAGCCUGAGCGGAUGUAUGGGAAAUGGUAUGAUGUAGCUGUUGCCACCACCUGCAAGUGGAUGAAGAAUUACAAGGAGAAGUUCAGCAUGGGCACACUGGUGCUGGGCCCUGGCCCCAGCACUGACCAGAUCAGUACCAUCAGCACCAGGCUGCGGCAAGGUGACUGCAAACGCGUCUCAGGAGAGUACCAGAAAACCGGCACCCCUGGCAAAUACACCUACUAUAGCCCCAAGUGGGAUGUGUCUAUCAAGUCCUACGUGCUUCGCACCAACUAUGAAGAAUACGCGGUCAUUCUGAUGAAGAAGACAAGUAAUUUUGGCCCAACCACCACACUGAAGCUGUAUGGGAGAAGCCCAGAGCUGCGGGAAGAGCUCACCGAGGCUUUCCAGCAGCUGGCUCUGGAGAUGGGCAUCCCUGCAGAUUCCAUCUUCAUCCUGGCCAACAAAGGUGAAUGUGUCCCACAGGAGACUGUCGCUGCCCCUGAGAGAGCACGGAGAGCAGUGCUGCCACCCGAGGAGGGCUCAGCUGCAGGCCCUCUGCCCACGUAUGUUGGCAACAAAGAAGACGCGUGCCGGCUGAACCGGGACCCGGGGCCCUGCAGCGGGAUGCUCUCCCGCUUCUUCUACAACACCUCCUCCAUGGCUUGCGAGACUUUCCUCUAUGGCGGCUGCCUGGGCAACGGCAACAACUUCUACUCAGAGAAGGAGUGCCUGCAGGCCUGCCGGACCGAGGCUGCCUGCAGGCUGCCCAUUGCCCAGGGGCCCUGCCAGAAACCAGUGAUACGCUGGGCCUUUGAUGCUGCUCAGGGCAAGUGCAUCAGGUUCAGCUAUGGAGGCUGCAAAGGCAAUGGGAACAAGUUCUACUCAGAGAAGGAGUGCAAGGAAUACUGCGGGGCUCCUCCACAGGCAGAGGAUGAGGAGUUUCUGCGUCUGUCAAACUGACAAGGGUGAAGGACGAACACUGAGCACAGGAGCUGGGGCCUCACAGGAGCUCCUGCCUGUACAGGAAUUAUCUCCAACAAUAAAUGUCUCUGAAGUGA
This is a messenger RNA of Lagopus leucura (white-tailed ptarmigan), 1213 nucleotides long. RefSeq names its product alpha-1-microglobulin/bikunin precursor (gene AMBP). The transcript is spliced from 10 exons. The record is from RefSeq and is a predicted model, not a curated record. Gene Ontology annotation, cellular component: cell surface; plasma membrane. Bases 75 to 1115 code for a protein of 346 amino acids. Gene Ontology annotation, molecular function: serine-type endopeptidase inhibitor activity. Lineage: Eukaryota; Metazoa; Chordata; Aves; Galliformes; Phasianidae.